AUAGAAGGUCCGAAAAUCUCGGAUCUAUCACGUGAUCUCGCUAAUGGCGUUGUUCUGAUUCGAUUGAUUGAAUCACUUCAAGGACGAAAAUAUUAUGGAAAGAUAGAAGGUCCGAAAAUCUCGGAUCUAUCACGUGAUCUCGCUAAUGGCGUUGUACUGAUUCGAUUGAUUGAAUCACUUCAAGGACGAAAAUAUUAUGGAAAGGCCUUUUUGCCAUGCCUAAUAUCUGCCCUUAACUGUAGUACGUUGAAUACUAGCAAAUAUUUGCAGUUUCAGAUUUAUGAAGAUGAGCCGACGGAGAUACAAAUGUUACUCAAUGUACAAAUGGCGUUAGACGCUCUCAGAGAAGAUGGUAUCAAGACUGUCAAUAUUGGAAGCCAUGAUGUGGUCGAAGGCAAUACAAAACUUAUACUUGGUUUGAUAUGGUGUCUUAUACAACGAUAUCAAAUCGCAUCACGUAGUAAAAUACCACCGAAAAAACUGGUCAUGGCUUGGAUUCAGUCAGUUCUACCAGAAAUGAAGCUCACAAAUUUUCGAACGAAUUGGAACGAUGGACGAGCGUUGAGCGCUUUAUUGGAAUACUGCCAGCCAGGUUUGUGUCCUGAAUGGAAAGGAUUAGAUCCCGCAAAAGGGCUGGCAAAUUGUGAACGUGCUCUGAAACUUGCAAAGGAAUACUUAAAUAUCCCACCGAUUAUAUCAGCAGCGCACCUGAACAGCCCCCACUUGGACGAGUUGUCGUGUAUCACAUAUUUAUCAUAUUUUAUAAUGAGAGGAGCAUGCGGUUAUCAAGCAACACUACGACGGGUUCAAACGGUAGGUGUUUUUUUAUAA
Messenger RNA from Haemonchus placei, 831 nucleotides. The record is from the annotation of a GenBank genome assembly. Lineage: Eukaryota; Metazoa; Nematoda; Chromadorea; Rhabditida; Trichostrongylidae.